AUGACAGUCAAAUCCGUAGCAUACACCAUCCUGGUGCUGAGGAUCAUCACUCUUCUGAUUUUAGCUGCUUCAGCAACGUACAUGGCUCUUAACAGUUACAAACUUGCAGGUCAGAAGAAGAUUACUUGGAAGGAUCUCAAAACUUACAGGUAUGUUUUCGCGACCGCUGUCAUCGGUGUUGUCUACACGCUGAUUCAAAUUCCUUUCGCUUUAUAUUAUGCACGCACGGAGAAGAGGUUGAUUCGUCAUUCGUGUCUCCCAGAGUUUGACUUCUAUGGAGAUAAGUUGGUCAGUUACAUUUUAGCAACGGGGGUUGGUGCAGGCUUUGCUGCAUCAAUGGAGUUACGGGAAAUGGUAGAUGAUUUUGUUGCUGUCAUUGCUAUCAUAUUGGCUGCAGUAAAUGAAAACAUCAACUUGGCGAUCAAUCUUGAUAAAUUCCGUUCCGAAACUCAUAAGUUUCUUCAUCGCGGGAUCAUUGCUACUAUUCUGCUUACUAUUGGUUUCGCUUUCAUGGCCAUCACCUCUAUUCUUUCAUCCAUUAAUCGCACCCGAACCAAUAGGUUCUUCAGUUAG
Lactuca virosa is the source of this 573-nucleotide messenger RNA. Lineage: Eukaryota; Viridiplantae; Streptophyta; Magnoliopsida; Asterales; Asteraceae. The record is from the annotation of a GenBank genome assembly.